Vigna unguiculata (cowpea) is the source of this 5079-nucleotide messenger RNA. RefSeq names its product Protein kinase family protein. Gene Ontology annotation, molecular function: ATP binding; protein kinase activity. The record is from RefSeq and is a predicted model, not a curated record. Lineage: Eukaryota; Viridiplantae; Streptophyta; Magnoliopsida; Fabales; Fabaceae. Gene Ontology annotation, biological process: protein phosphorylation.
AUUAGGAAAAAUGAAAUAGCAAAUCUGUAUCCAUGUUUCUCUGUAUCUGUACUUGAAAUCUAGAACUGCAGAGAAUCCUUCCGUUUCUGUUUCCCUCCACAGAUCUCUAAAUUUCAUUCUCAUCAAACCCUAAUUUCGGGUUCAUUAUAACUCCCUCGUUAUUCAUUCAUCACCCAACCCAUUUUUCCGAUUUUUUGCUGUCAUUUAUAUUAUUUAAACUUCAAAAUCUGCUCUGAUCGAUGAUUCUGGAACCUUCAUGAGUCUCCCUCUUCGUCAUGGGCCACCACCAUCCUUACCAUGUCUGAGCUGCGUACCCGAACUCGCAGAAACCGACUCGUAGACAACGCAAACGCUAUCCCGAUCAUUCAGCCAGCCUCGCCGGCGGCCACCAGAACUCGACGGAGGAAGACAUCCGCCGCGGCUGCCCGAACACGAAGGAAUCGGGGACAGAACGACACGAUCGCCGCCGCCGAUGAAAUCGUGAAUGAUUGUGCUGUUGUUGUUGCUGUUUGCGGAGCCAGAAAUAGAAAUAAAAAUUUAAAAGACGAGCUGGGAGAGAAAGAGAAUAACAACAAUAAGAUUUCGGUUAGGGUUUUUGAAGAGGAAGACAUGGAUGAAGACGAUAGCCGUGGCCGUAGCGCAGAUAAGGCUCCGGGAGCUGAAGAUGAAGGCAGCACUGCCCCCCUUCCGGAGAAGGUUCAAGUUGGUGGUUCUCCUUUGUAUAAAAUUGAGAGAAAACUUGGGAAGGGAGGAUUUGGGCAAGUCUAUGUUGGUCGGCGGAUAGGACUUUCGGAUUCUAGCGAACGGACUGGUGCCGGUGCCGUUGAGGUAGCUUUAAAAUUUGAGCAUAGAAGCAGCAAGGGAUGCAACUAUGGACCACCAUAUGAAUGGCAGGUUUACAAUGCAUUAGGCGGUAGUCAUGGUGUUCCACGAGUACAUUUCAAGGGACGGCAAGGGGACUACUAUAUUAUGGUAAUGGAUAUGCUUGGUCCCAGUCUGUGGGAUGUUUGGAAUAACAACUCUCACACCUUGUCUACUGAAAUGGUAGCAUGUAUUGCAAUUGAGGCUAUCUCCAUAUUAGAGAAGAUGCAUUCUAGAGGAUAUGUGCAUGGUGAUGUAAAGCCUGAGAAUUUUUUGCUUGGAACCCCAGGAACUCCAGAUGAAAAGAAGUUGUUUCUGGUUGAUCUUGGAUUAGCAACUCGGUGGCGAGAUAGUUCAACUGGCCUUCAUGUUGAAUAUGAUCAACGUCCAGAUGUUUUUAGGGGCACAGUUCGUUAUGCUAGUGUGCAUGCACAUCUCGGUAGAACAGGUAGCAGGAGAGAUGACUUGGAAUCUCUUGCUUACACUCUUGUCUUCCUUCUUCGAGGUCGGCUUCCUUGGCAAGGAUAUCAGGGAGAAAAUAAAGGGUUUUUUGUCUGCAAGAAAAAGAUGACCACCUCUCCAGAAAUAUUGUGUUGCUUUUGUCCUCAUCCUUUCCGGCAGUUUGUUGAAUAUGUAGUUAAUUUAAAGUUUGAUGAAGAACCAAAUUAUGCAAAAUAUAUAUCCCUCUUUGAUGGAAUUGUGGGCCCAAAUCCAAAUAUCAGGCCAAUAAACACCGAGGGUGCUCAGAAGCUUAUAUGUCAGGUUGGGCAUAAGAGGGGGCGUUUGACCAUGGAAGACGAUGAUGAUGAACAACCAAAAAAAAGGGUUCGAAUGGGAAUGUCUGCUACACAAUGGAUUAGUGUUUACAAUGCUCGUCGACCAAUGAAGCAAAGGUAUCAUUAUAAUGUCGCUGAUGUGCGGUUAGCCCAACACAUUGAUAAAGGGAAUGAAGAUGAUUUAUUUAUCAGCAGUGUGGCUUCUUGUUCUGAUCUUUGGACACUCAUUAUGGAUGCUGGUACUGGUUUCACUGAACAAGUUUAUGAACUCUCUUCCAGCUUUCUUCACAAGGAAUGGAUUAUGGAACAGUGGGAAAAUAAUUAUUACAUUAGUGCCAUAGCCGGAGUUUAUACUGGAUGCUCAUUGGUUGUAAUGUCUAAAGGUACCCAGUACGUACAGCAAUCCUAUAAAGUCAGUGAAUCAUUUCCAUUUAAGUGGAUCAACAAAAAAUGGAGAGAAGGAUUUUAUGUAACUGCUAUGGCUACAGCUGGCAGUAGAUGGGCAAUUGUUAUGUCACGUGGGGCUGGUUAUUCUGAUCAGGUUGUGGAACUUGAUUUCUUGUAUCCCAGCGAAGGUAUUCAUCUAAGGUGGGAAAAUGGUUAUCGCAUCACCUCAACUGCUGCAACAUGGGACCAGGCUGCUUUUGUUCUUAGUGUCCCAAGAAGAAAACCAGCUGAUGAAACUCAGGAGACACUCCGUACAAAUGCUUUUCCUAGCUCUCAUGUCAAGGAUAAAUGGGCAAAGAAUCUCUAUAUUGCAUCUAUUUGCUAUGGGAGAACAGUGUCAUAACCUGCUGAAAUUGAGAUUUCUGGCUGACUUGCCCAAACCCAAACCUGCUUCCUCUGACUUCUAUUUGGGAACUGAAGAUGCUUUCUGACCAAUGUUCUGAACAAUGCAGUUAAGCAUUAAUGUAUGCUAAACUUACUUUAUGGUCACCAUCACAUAUCAUGAUGCAAAACCUGUGCACUGUAUUUCAGCUGUCAAAAAUACUUGAGUUGUGAGUAAAAUUAGAUUGUCAAUCGGGAAGAGUCUUUUGAUAUAAAGUUUGUACAGAUCUGAACAGUAAUUAUUGCUAUGUUGAAGGCAUGUGCACAGGUUAGGCUUUUGUUUACCGGUGGUAUUUAACAAAUAUGAACUUAGAUUUUCGCGUGUGAACUGGACAUUUAAGCUUUGCACCCUUGUACUUGGCCCUCUUUAUUCUAGUCACUUCUGACUUAAAUCUUCUUCUGGGCUUCUCCAUGUCUGAAUUUGACGAAUAGAAAGUUGUUCAUUUUGGCAGCGGUUUGUAAUUGUUUAAUCAUUGUCAUUAUUAUUAUUGCUGCUGCGUUUUUCGUUUGUUAUUAUAGUUUAGUCCCAACACUGUUUGAUUUGUGAGUACAUCUAAUGAAAGUGAAGGAUGCCAAUGCUUUAGUUCAAUUUUUUUUUAAGAAGUAUGUUUACUUUUUUUUCUUUUCCUGUUUUGUUUUUGAAAAUUGUUUUUGCACUAUAAGUUCAAAUUCUUUCUACUUUUAAGAAAGUUGUGGUUUCUACAUUUUCGAUCUAUUUGAUUGUUUUGAAUGGAAUCUAUCUAAGCAUCAUCUCAGUUACUAGAUGUUUCAAAUAUUUUUCACUUAUUUGUGUAGAUAAUGGUGACUUUACUAUUGUUAUUCUAAUUACUUCUUUUGGUUUCCGAAGUCUACAUGAUGGGCUUCUCCUGGUCAGUCGUUCUAUAUGACUGGAUGAUCAUUUUAUGUUCUAACAACAAACAUUGCAAGGUGCACAUUUCAUUCUCUACCGUCUCAAUACUGAUCUGUAUAUUUACUGAGUUACUUGACACGUCAAGCAGGUAUUUAAUUCUGCCUCAAUUAUUAUUCUACUUUUUAUAUCGGGCAGUUAAAAUAUUCUUGUAGCUUGUUUUAUCUAGAUAUGCUAUAUAUGCAUGAAACAUUUAGUGAUUAUCUGGCUUGAUUGCACUGGCUGUUUGUCAUGUUGCUUCACAUAUUUUCUUGCUCAAUAGGAAUUCAGGUUGUUUCGACCAUAUAUUUAACUUCCGUGCCUGUGGCAACUUGCAGAUUUUGGUUGGUCCUUGCAAUGUUAUGUUGUCGGAACAACCUAUAUGGUCAAGGAAAUCAGAAGCUGUUCAAUGAACUGGUUUUUUUGGAACUAUUUGCCGUAUGUUAUUCUCCUUUUUGAAUAUUUGGAUCUUCUUGGGGGAUUUAGGGAGUGGCUUGAACUUCAAAGUUAUGUUCUGAUAAUACCAAAAUUCUCAAAUGUUGAAUAUCACACUACUACAAUUAUUGAUCUUGAAGAGAAAUAGUAGUGUCUCCGUGAGAUGUUUGGUUAAAUAUGAAUGAUAAAAAGAAUAUUUUACAACAAACUCCUUUUCCGUCUUAUCAUCUUAUAAUUAUUUUAGAUAUCAAUUUAUUCAACAAUUGGAUCCGUUACCAUACUAUUAGUCUAGGUUUUAUCUUUUUAACAAUAGAUAAUAUAUCUGGAGCAGUAUGGGCUAAUGAGGCAUAGAGAUCAUAUUGGAAUUGGGAUCCAAAGGAAACUUGGGUUUUUAUUACUUGGAGUAUUUUUGACUUCUUAAAGUGGAAAGUUUCUCUAAUCCCUACUAUAGAUGUGAUUUUCUGGGGUUAUUUUGGUGUACAAUGGUGGUACUCAGAUUAGAGCCUAUGAUUAUCUGUAUGCUUCCCAGUUCCCAAUCACUUUACUGGCUCUAGUGGAUUAUCUUUCACAUCCUGUUCACUAAAAAAAAUGCUAUUUUUAAUUUUAGGAGCUUUUCUCCUAAACUUAUGUAUCUGUCUUUUGUUUCCAAGGGAAUGAAUAGUCCAUAAAAGAUUGGGCUGGGCCCUAGUAAGAGUGUUCUUUUUAAGUGUUGGAUCUUGGCAACUGAUCAAAUGGAGAGCCUUCCUCCCCCUAUUUGCUCAUCUUUUUCCAAGUGCAAUAUUGUAAGAAAUGUAAUAAUUAACCAGAGCAAUAUGAAACAUGAUCAGGUUCUAGAUUUGAGUUAUCGUUUGACUAUAUGAAUAUCAUGCUUGCCUUAAGAGAUACCAACGUAAUUCGGGAUGAUGCAAUGGUAUCCUCUAAACUGAGUCAUGCUGUCUUGCCUUGAUCUAAGAUGGUGACUUUGGAAUACAUUGAUGAGUGUCCUGUGGGAAAGAAAAUACAUGGUUUAUGUCAAUCUGUGUAUGGACUACGCACAAGCCAUAUUUAUUAUAUUCUUUUUUAUGUGGUCAAAUCAUUUUAUGUUGAAUAUCUAUUUGAUUAGGUGUUUCCCCGGCUAUUGAUUCUGGUAUUGGAAAAGCGGUGAAUUAUUGUGGUAUGCAAGGGCGAAUCAUUGUAUCUGGAAGAUGGAAAUUAGUAGUUAAGACUCUGAUGAUGAUGUGGAUAAUGUAUAAUAAAUUUUGUAGUUAGUCAUAAUUAUAAUUGAUGAGUAAAUAGUGUGCUUUUUUUGUUUUU